GAAAAAAUGAGGUUAUGUACUUUUUCGCUGAUAACCAAAAAAGGUUGCUAAAGUUUAACGCAACUUUAUUUAAUUUUGCAUCAGCUUUUUAGUAUCUCAACUCAAAAAUGGUUGAAGACAAACCGGCAGAAAAUACAAGCAGCAAGUCUGCUUUAAAAAAAGAAGCAAAGAAAGCAGAAAAAGCUGCUAAGAAAGCUGAGCACAAACAAACUACUUCAGGAAGUCAAGAGAUUGUUAAAGAAGAAGUGGAUGUCUCUAUUGGAAAAUAUGGAAACCUUCCAGUUAUCAAAUCAGAGAAUAAAAAUAUAAAUAGAAAAUUUAUUACUGUAAAUGAAUUAAAUAAAAAAUUGUCAAAUCAAAUUGUGUGGGUUCGGGCAAGACUUCACACUUCUAGGUCAAGGGGAAAACAAUGCUUCAUUGUCUUAAGACAAAAAGAAUUUACUAUUCAAGCCCUUCUUAGUGUAUCAGAUGCUGUUUCCAAAGCAAUGGUAAAAUUUUCAAGCAGCAUCCCAAAAGAGAGUAUAUUGGAUGUAGAAGCUAGAGUGUCUGAAGUGCCAAAUAGCAUAGCUAGUUGCAGUCAACAAGAUGUUGAGUUGGUAGUGACUCAGUUAUGGGUUGUUUCACAAUCUGCCCCUCAAUUACCAUUACAAAUUGAAGAUGCAUCAAGACCUGAAAAGGCAGAGGAAGAAGGAUUGAAUGUUCGGGUAAAUCAAGAUACAAGAUUAGAUAACAGAAUAUUGGACCUUCGUACGCCAACAAAUCAAGCUAUUUAUAGACUAGAAGCUGGAGUAUGUCGACUGUUUCGUGAUGCUCUUACAAAAAAAGGUUUUGUUGAAAUUCACACACCAAAAAUUAUUUCUGCUGCUUCAGAAGGUGGUGCAAAUGUUUUUACUGUUAGUUAUUUUAAAGGAUCCGCUUAUUUGGCCCAAAGUCCACAAUUAUACAAACAAAUGGCCAUUGCAGCGGAUUUUGAAAAAGUGUUUACUGUUGGUGCUGUUUUUAGAGCUGAGGAUUCAAACACACACAGACACUUGACAGAAUUUACUGGAUUAGAUUUAGAAAUGGCGUUUCAUUAUCAUUACCAUGAAGUCAUGUUGACCAUUGGAAAUUUGUUUACAGAAAUUUUCAAAGGGCUAAGUGACCAGCUUCAAAAUGAGAUUUCUAUAAUAAACCAACAGUACCCUGCAGAACCUUUCACCUUUUUGGAUCCUCCUUUAGUUUUGGAAUUUAAUGAGGGAAGGAAGAUGCUUGCUGAAAUCGGAGUUGAAGUAGGAGAAGAGGAAGAUUUAAGUACUCCGACCGAAAAAUUAUUAGGACGUUUAGUUAAGGCCAAAUUUGACACUGAUUUUUACAUUUUGGAUAAAUUUCCUUUGGCUGUGAGACCAUUUUAUACAAUGCCUGAUCCCAAUAAUCCCAAAGCUUCAAAUUCCUAUGACAUGUUCAUGAGAGGGGAGGAAAUACUUAGUGGUGCACAGAGAAUUCAUGAUCCAGUGUUUUUGACAGAAAGAGCCAAACAUCAUGAAAUAGAUGUGUCUAAAAUAGCGGCUUAUAUAGAUGCAUUCAAAUAUGGUUGUCCUCCUCACGCUGGUGGUGGUAUAGGACUAGAAAGAGUGGUUAUGCUGUAUUUGGGAUUGGAUAACAUUAGAAAGACGUCAAUGUUCCCUCGUGAUCCCAAACGUCUCACUCCUUAAAUGAAAGAUUUCAUAAUAAAUUGAACUAAUAUAUCUGUUGAUAAG
Molecule: messenger RNA, 1736 nt
Organism: Psylliodes chrysocephalus
Lineage: Eukaryota; Metazoa; Arthropoda; Insecta; Coleoptera; Chrysomelidae
Source: the annotation of a GenBank genome assembly